Messenger RNA from Loa loa (African eye worm), 1185 nucleotides. Its product is annotated as TLD family protein. The transcript has 6 exons. NCBI's taxonomy places the organism in Eukaryota, Metazoa, Nematoda, Chromadorea, Rhabditida, Onchocercidae. The coding region runs from base 1 to 1185 and encodes 394 amino acids. The record is from RefSeq and is a predicted model, not a curated record.
AUGGGCAAAGUUGGAAGCAAAGUAAAAAGUCCUUCCGAAAGUAAGAAGAACAAUACAAACGAUUUCCAGUUAUUGUUAAAAAAUCGAUUCUACGAAAUAGCUAAUGAGGAAUCUGUCAUUGAUAAAUCCGUCUUCUAUAAAUAUACUGAAUCAGCAAUAUGCCCGCAGUUACAGUCGUUCAUAUAUGAUUUAUUAAGUAAACCCGAGAAUGUUAUUAGGAUGGAACGUUUUGUACAGUUCGCUGAAAUGAUACUUGGUGAUUUCGAUCAACAAGCAAAAGUUCUCUUACUAUUUGACCAACCAAUAAAACAGAUUAUAGAGGUUAUGAUUUCUUCAUUUUUCAAAUGUGAGCAACUGGAUCCACCAAGUAUCACACUUCUUGUUGACUUUCUCAUGGAAGGGAUCCCGUUACAGUUGGAUCCAUCCACCUUAAGUAGUUUUAUGCAAAGCCAAAUUAUCUUACCUACUAUAAUUAAACAUAUCAGUGAGCUCAUCUUUGUUGGACCGCGGAACAGUACGAAACUUUUGCAACAGAUUAGCAAAAACUCUUUGCUUACUCCUGCUGCAAUAUGCCUUUUGUAUGCGAAUUUACCCGAAGAAUUAAGAGAUCGAUGGAAGCUAUUAUUUUCAAGCGAAAAACACGGUGAAAGUUUCAUGAAACUAGUGAAAAGUGUGGAUCGCGCAGGUCCAUGUGUAAUUGUCAUCGAAACAACAUCCGACCGUGUCUUUGGUGCAUUUGCUAGCCACGGAUUCAUUUGUGGUCCACGCCAUACCGGUAAUGUUCAGUGCUUCCUGUUUGAAGAUCGACAAAAGCUGCAUAUUUACAGCGCCACAGGUUACAACGGUAAUUUCGGCUAUCUCAAUUCUGGCCAGGUCUCAUUGCCAAAUGGAAUCGGUAUGGGUGGACAUGGUGAGAAUUGGUCCUUCUUUCUACAUGAGGAUUUCAGCAGUGGUAAUUCCACUGCUGGAAUUAGUACGUUUGAAAAAUGUUGGUUGGCCGGUGAAAUAACGUUUAAAAUGAAAAAUAUUGAAGUAUGGUCAAUUGGAGAAAAGUAUAAGGAAAUGAUAGAUACCGAAGUGCAAGAUAAGUUGAACCGGCAACGUCCGCUAACGAAUAAAAAUGAAACACGUUUACUACUUGAAUUGAGUGGUAAAGAUUUCCAUGGCGAUUCUUUCAAGGAAUAA